Molecule: messenger RNA, 1363 nt
Organism: Elaeis guineensis (African oil palm)
Lineage: Eukaryota; Viridiplantae; Streptophyta; Magnoliopsida; Arecales; Arecaceae
Source: RefSeq, a predicted model, not a curated record
AUGGAAACACACUACAAGGGUAAGGUUGCAUAUAUUAGACCUUUCCCAGAUGUUGUAAUGGUGGAAGUUUUGUGCCCUGAGCUGCGCUUUAUAGAUGAAAAAGAGAGGGCAAAAGUUAAAGAACGGAUUGACAAGUGUAACAAAGAAAGAUUGCUGCUUCUAUGUCAGUUACUUGAUAUCCCUGAUAUGAAAGUCACCACAAAAAAGGAAGUAGUCUCAGCCAAAUUACUGGAAUUUUUGGAAUUCCCACAUGUUACCAAAAGUGUUGUACGUGCUGAGAAUGUGGAGAGGAGCAGAAAACAGAAGAGUAUCAAAGAGUCUGGUCAGAAGGUAUAUGGAAAAGGAAAAGCGAAAGUUAGCGGAGAGCCUCCUCCGGAACCCACAGAAAAAGAGGUGCGGAAGUUCAUCAUUGAUUGGGCGAAGGGAAUCGACUUCGUAAAAAGUGUUAUGGGCGACCUCUUCCGGCGAUUAGAGGAUCACUUCAAGAUGGACCUAUGUGAUAGAAAGGAAGAGUUAAAGCACAUACUCACCGAUAUAAUCUUUGAAGAGGAUGAUCAAGACGAUGAUACUGAUGAUUCUGGAGGAGAAGAUGCAUCACGUUCCGGAGAGGAUGCUGGACAAAAAGAUGCAGAAGGGUCGGAUGAGGAUGCUGGAGGAGAAGAAGAUGCAGAAGGGUCGGAUGAGGAUGCUGGAGAAGAAGAAGAUGCGGAAGGGCCAAGUGAGGAUGCUGGAGAAGAAGAAGGUGCAGAAGGGUCAAGCGAGGAUGCUGGAGAAGACGAAGAUCCAGAAGGGUCGGAUGAGGAUGCUGGAGAAGAAGAAGAUGCAGAAGGCUCAAGCGAGGCUGGAGAGGAAGAAUGUGCAGAAGGGUCAAGCGAGGAUGCUGGAGAAUAAAUACAGAGGGGAAGGUUCAGAAGAAGGUGGUGAUGUUUACGGUGUACGAAUGCUUGUUGAAAUGGACGCGUAGCUUUCACUAAUUUGCCACCUCAUGGUUGCAAGUUCGUGGAAGGUCAUCCAACUUCAGACUUCAUUGUCUUUGCAAACGGCGACCUAGCAGUUACUCCCUGACGUAAAUCAAUGAUUAGACCGCAUUUGACCUUCUUCUGCAAUGUACAGGGAACGUUCUUGUAUGUGAUUAAAUAGGAGAAUGCCUAGGCUAGCCCGGCUCUUUUCUCCGAGUUUUGGCUUGAUAGCUUUCAAAUGUGAUGUACCAUAUGGUAUGACAUUAUUGCCUAUCCGGUGCCUGCGGUCUUAAAACCGUACAGAAUCGAAUGAAAGCCUUUCAUAUUCAAGCCUUUGUUGAUCAAAUACGAAAUGAGUGGAUCCUUCGACUCUGUGACCAUUGAGAUUGUCGGAGCCAGAAUUC